UUUUUGUCUCGUCGAAAAAUAACAAAUUUCCCCACAAAAUGAGUCAAAAAAGCAAGGAACAUCGCGAAAAAAUCACAGACGACAUCAUGGACGAAGACACCACAGAUUCUUUGGACAUAAAACCCCCUCAGGCGCAGCGAAUGCACAAAAUGAAGAAAACUUCAAAAGACAAGUACGCGAAAUACAAACACCGAAGCCUCGAAGGUUAUGAAGAAAAAAGCUACAAACACAGAGAAUCGUCGCGAGAAUCCUCCCACAAAUCCGGUCAUUACGACAAACAAUAUUACAAGGAACGCUCGAGCCGUGAUGCUUACUACAAAUCACAAAAACAUCAGGAGGAACCUUCGGAAGCCGAUCGCAUGGCUGACGAAAUGCUCCAAGACUUACGCAGCAAAUUGCUCAUGAAACGCCACAAAUCGAGCGAAAGUGCGGCAGAACAGCAGCACCACCACCAAAGCGAAAAGUCGAAAAAACGCAGCAAAAACCGAGAUUUAGAGGAAAAAGAGGAAUGGAAAGCGAAGAGAAGUAAACAAAUCGAAAACGAUGAAGAGCUUUUGGCGAGAAAAAGUCGCAUUUUGAAAGCUGAACGUGAGAUGACGCAACGUAAGGAAAUGGCUCGCAAGGAAUUAGAAGCCCGGCGUGAUAAACUAUCGGAAAAGGCAGCUUAUAAAACGGAUAAAAAGGAUUACAAGCCAUAUGCGGAUCACGAUGACGACGAUGAAGAUGAUGAUGAUGAUGAAGAAGAUGAAGUUGUCAUGGUGUCAGAUCACAGUGAGGAGUCUAUCAGUCCCGUUUCCAGUCCGGAAUGCAUUGGACGAGAAGAUGACCCGAAAAAAUCCUCUGAGAGACGCGAAAGGGACCAAUCGGACAAGGAAAUGGAAGAUGAUAGAUCAAAUACUUCGAAAUCCCCUCGAGAUGGCAGUGAUGAUGAUACCGAAGAUCAUUCAAGCUCCACGUCAGAUGAUGAAGAUGAAGAAGAAGAAGAAGAUAACGAACCUCGUGAUGUUCCAAUGGAACAAGAAAAAGAUCAAAAAUCCCCUGAAAAUAAAGAAAAACCCGAAAAAAAGGAAGAAAUCGUAAAUGACUUACCAAGCUACUAUCCAGCUAUUCAAGGAUGUCGUUCAGUAGAAGAGUUCCAAUGUUUGAAUCGAAUCGAGGAGGGAACUUACGGAGUUGUUUACAGAGCUAAAGAUAAAAGAACUGACGAAGUUGUCGCUCUAAAACGAUUAAAAAUGGAAAAAGAAAAGGAAGGGUUCCCCAUAACCUCUCUUCGGGAGAUCAAUACUUUGCUCAAAGGACAACAUCCGAACAUCGUGACCGUGAGAGAAAUUGUCGUCGGUAGUAACAUGGAUAAAAUUUUCAUCGUCAUGGAUUACGUUGAACACGAUUUAAAAUCUUUGAUUGAAACGAUGAAACACAAAAAGCAAUCUUUCCUCCCGGGCGAAGUAAAAUGUCUUUUGCAACAAUUACUUCGAGCUGUUGCCCAUCUUCAUGACAACUGGAUUUUGCAUCGUGACUUGAAGACAUCCAAUCUCCUCUUAUCUCACAAGGGAAUUUUAAAAGUUGGCGAUUUCGGGUUAGCUCGCGAGUAUGGGUCACCUCUAAAGCACUACACGCCAAUUGUGGUGACUUUAUGGUAUCGCGCUCCCGAAUUACUUCUCUGCUGCAAAGAAUAUUCAACUCCCAUCGACGUUUGGUCCGUCGGAUGCAUUUUUGCCGAACUCCUAACGUUCCAUCCUCUUUUCCCCGGAAAAUCCGAACUUGACCAAUUGAAUAGGAUUUUCAAGGAUUUGGGAACGCCCAAUGAGAAAAUCUGGCCUGGGUAUAACGAGUUGCCAGCGGUGCAGAAAAUGACUUUUACUGAAUAUCCCGUUUCGAAUUUGAGGAAAAAGUUUUUCAAACAUACCAGUGAAUUUGGGUUGGCGUUGUUGCAGGGAUUGUUGACGUAUGAUCCGAAACAGAGGUUGACGGCAGAAGCGGCAUUGAAGUCAAAUUAUUUUAAGGAAUUGCCGCUGCCGAUAGAUCCAGCGAUGUUUCCAACGUGGCCCGCGAAAAGUGAGUUGGGAUUGAAGAAAGCUUUGGCAUCGAGUCCGAAACCGCCGAGUGGGGGAGGAGAGUAUAAGAGAUUAGGGGAAGAUAUAAAUGUGCCAGGGGGAUUCACGUUGUCAGCAGGACCGGGAUUUAGUUUAAGAUUUUAAAUUUA
Culicoides brevitarsis is the source of this 2203-nucleotide messenger RNA. RefSeq names its product cyclin-dependent kinase 11B (gene Pitslre). Bases 39 to 2198 code for a protein of 719 amino acids. The record is from RefSeq and is a predicted model, not a curated record. Gene Ontology annotation, molecular function: ATP binding; protein serine/threonine kinase activity. Gene Ontology annotation, cellular component: nucleus. Lineage: Eukaryota; Metazoa; Arthropoda; Insecta; Diptera; Ceratopogonidae. The transcript has a single exon. Gene Ontology annotation, biological process: regulation of mitotic cell cycle; protein phosphorylation.